Molecule: messenger RNA, 827 nt
Organism: Effrenium voratum
Lineage: Eukaryota; Dinophyceae; Suessiales; Symbiodiniaceae
Source: the annotation of a GenBank genome assembly
UGUACACUUGCCUGGGCCCUGUAUGAUGGGAUGGCGGAACUGCCCUCGUGGAUCACGCCCAACGCCAAGCUGGUCUACGUGUCCAGAUCGAGUGGCAAGGAGAUGGAUGUGGUGGUCAAGCGCAUCUCAAAUUCCCAGAAGGCGGUGUGCCUCCUCUUCGGGAAGAAUGAGAUGCUCGUUCCCUUCAGUCAGAUCCUGGAAAAGAACCCCCUGAAGCUUCGAGACCUCGAGGAGGUCGAGGACGAGAUGGAGAAGUUCUUCGAGGCCACCGAAGGCAAAUGGUUCGACAAAGCUGAGAACCUCGAUCCCAAGGUGCGCCUCGGCAACGACAAGGGCAAGUUCGCCUUUCAGGGCCCCACCGCGCCGCCCAUGAUGGAGAUCCAGAGCAGCCCAGAAUCGGAGCCGGAAGAAAGGAGGCCAAAGAAGGCCAAGCUGGCUGAAGAUGGCAUUCCUCCGCUGCAGGACCUGAGGGACAAAGGCAGUAAAAAGAAAGGAAGGAAGGAGGCAAAGGAGAAAGAGACCCAGGCGAAGGAGCCCAAGACGUCGAAAGAGAAGGAGAAAUCGAAGCCAAAGGAGAAGGACGCCAAGAGGGAGAAGGAGAAGGUAAAGAAGUCCAAGAAGGGUGAAUAGACAAACUUCAGUAGAGCCCUGUGCCCUGGUUUCAUGUUGCUUUGCUUGGGAAGUCCACACCAUUGUCAGCCAAGCAGAUGCGGCGUGGGCGCCAACUAGCUGAGGGCCGGGGACCCAUCGUGAUUUGUGCGCGGAAUGUGGCAUCUCACCCGGCAUGAGGAAAGAUCGUCUGUGUGCCACACUGCGCUUUCUCCAGA